Phaeoacremonium minimum UCRPA7 is the source of this 2049-nucleotide messenger RNA. RefSeq names its product putative transcriptional regulator medusa protein. Gene Ontology annotation, cellular component: nucleus. The record is from RefSeq and is a predicted model, not a curated record. Bases 1 to 2049 code for a protein of 682 amino acids. The transcript has a single exon. Lineage: Eukaryota; Fungi; Ascomycota; Sordariomycetes; Togniniales; Togniniaceae.
AUGGCUUUUGCGGCCAAUAAUGCUGCUGCAGCCGCCGCAAAUGCUCAGGCACAGUACAUGAAUGCGCCGUCGUUCUCAGCACCGGGAAUCACCUACCUCGGCAGCCAGCCCAGCUGCGGACAAGGUGGCACAAAGGUUUUCCUGAAAAUCCAGAGCCAAUAUGACUUGAUGACCAUGACGCCCACGGCUCCUUAUUGCUGGGUAAUCUUUGGCGACCAGAGAUGCUCGGCGCAUAUCAUGAAGGAGGGCCAGGAUGCCAGCGGCGCAUGCACGUAUAACAUCACAACUGAUGCGCCGAACUACAUGGUCACGAACUGGCAGAGCCCUUCAAACGUGCCAGUGUCGCUCAUCAUCGAGAGUUCAGAAGGAAACGAGAUUGCACGCGUCGAGUCCGCGGGAUCCUUUACAUACACCGAUGCACAGGCAAGUGUGUCCUCCGGGACCGCCAGCCCACAUGACAACAACGGGUCAGUCACACGGAGAGGCAGCCGGUCACCUGAACAUGAACAGCGGGCCAGCCCGCCGCAACUCACGGUCCGCACGAGCGCCACCACGAGCCCUACGAACGAACAUCACGGCCAGCAGCUCACGCCGGUCGGGCCGUCAGAUGAGGCUACAAAUACCUUUGGCUAUCCGCCCACCGGGGUUGCCCAGGGGCAGAACUCCUUUACGCCAUCAACGGCGUAUAAUCAGAGCAACGAUACGAUGCUUGGAGCAUACCGCACCACGAACUACCACCACCAACACUAUCACCGGGGCGCGUCCGCUCUCCGCUCGCCUCAUCACAGUGUUGGUGGAUGGAAUACCUAUGGCGGGCUGGAUGGCCGCAGCCCCGGGUCGUACGGGCCAUCGUCACACACGAGCAUCACUCGUCCGGGUCUCACACCUUCGCUGCCCGCUCCGAAUGCGGGUACACCGCAGCUGAUCCGGACCAGCACCAUUCAACAAAGCGGCCCCGGCACCGGCAUGAGCAGCAACCCGUACAACCCGUACGCGCUGUAUUCGUCCAAGGCGGUGCUUACAAUCCAGGGCAACCUUGACUCAAUGGCACAGGACUGGACUCAGGAGGAAUGGGACAAUAGGCGCAGAAUUGUGAUCUUCAAGAAGACACAGGUUGGCAGCAGGCUCAACGCUUCUUUCCGGCCGGUGUCCGUUAAUGAGAGGCCGCCGAACAGUAUCUGCAUCUCCUGCAUCUGGUGGGCCGAGAAGCAAGAAUGCUUCGUCACCUCGGUGGACACAAUUCAUCUGCUUGAGCAGCUCGUCGCAGCACCGGCACGAUUCACCGUCGAGGAGAAGAACCGGAUCCGCCGCAAUCUGGAAGGCUUCAAGCCACUGACUGUGUCCAAGGCAAAGGCGGAUAGCGAGGAGUUCUUCAAGAUCAUCAUGGGCUUUGGCAACCCCAAGCCGAGAAACAUUGAGAAGGACGUCAAGGUGUUUCCCUGGAAAAUCCUGGGACAGGCCCUGAAGAAAAUCAUUGGCAAAUACAGUGCCUCACCUUCAUCGACUCUUCCGCCCACGACACCGACCCAUCUCCUCACUCCAGUGAGCGUGAGCGGUGCAAGCUAUCCCUUGCCUCCCACGCCAGGGUCGACCACUACGGCGACAGACCCAACAUCGGCGACUGGCUACAUAAGCGCCGGAGUCGGCAGCCACGGCUCUAUGGCGGAUACAAUCCCAUCACCACGCUCGCUCCCUGGAAGCACAUCAACAGCAUGGCCAGCAUACCCAGGCAGUGCUGUGUCAAGGACACUGUCCCCAGUGGUUGGCCUCAAGCCAGCAUCCCCCAACCCGACCUCCAGUCUGCGCAUCUCAACCUUACCAGCCGUCUACGACACCCGCGGCAGCCAGAACUUGACCAGCCCCUACGGCCUACCUCAGGGGCACAACACCCACCAUGGACAAGUGCCUCAAAGCCAUAGUGGUCGCUGGGACUACAGCGGGGUCGACACCAGCACAGGGGUGUAUGGCGGCGCAGCCCAUAGCGCCCAUCACGGAGUUGGUCACGGAGUCUACAGCGGGGCGUAUGGGGAGAGUGCCCAGCGAGCAUGA